This is a messenger RNA of Mucor mucedo, 2610 nucleotides long. RefSeq lists its product as uncharacterized. Bases 88 to 2355 code for a protein of 755 amino acids. The transcript is spliced from 5 exons. The record is from RefSeq and is a predicted model, not a curated record. Gene Ontology annotation, molecular function: RNA binding. NCBI's taxonomy places the organism in Eukaryota, Fungi, Mucoromycota, Mucoromycetes, Mucorales, Mucoraceae.
GUUGGGAAGCCCCCUUCUCUCUCUCUCUCUCUCUCUUUGUUUUUUUUUUCAUUAAAAACAAAAAAAAAUUAAAGACAGCCUUACAAUAUGGAUUUCAUGUGGGCUGGUGAUAUUCCCAAUAACCGUAAACAUAGCUCGUAUUUACCUACAGCUAAUACCACGCAUAUGAGUGAAAAUUCAGCACAUGCGCGUUUAAAUUUGACUCCUCCCGUCGUGCGACGUUCUCGAGCAGAUACAAUGCCAAGCACAAGUCCUUUUAACUUGUAUAGUCCCUUAAAUGUGGUUGCUCAACAAAGACCCGAUCGCAGUAGCCUGACAAACGAUCUCUUGUUUCAUUCAGCCAUGUCAAGUCCUUUGGAUGAAAACGCAUCCGACUCCAUCGCAAGUACUUUAGCUUCUUUAGGUCUUAACACUACCGAAGACCACGAUACCCACCACCACCACCACCUUCAGCAGCAGCAGCAGCAACAGCAAGAACAUGUCCAAAGAAGAGAAUAUUUUGAGCCACGUAACCCAUCUAAUAACAACAAUAACCAUGAAAUGAUGUCAUUCUCUCCAUUUCAUACUAUCACCAAAAGACCACGUGCCAUUAGUCUAGGCAUGGUCGAUUCUUCGGCCUUCUCUCCCUUUGACAUGCCCUUUCAACAUCAACCGCAGGAACCUUCACCACCUGUCAUCGGAAAGGAAAAAGAGUAUCCAUCGCGUUUACUCUUUUCAAGAAUGGAUGCUCAUGAAGAAGAAGAAGUGGAUUUUGGAACUCCCGAAGAUGAUACCGAUACCGAUACGCAAACACCUUCCCGUGCACUUUGGCUAGGUAACAUCAAUCCAUCCUUGAGUGUCCCCGAUCUUCACAAGAUGUUUGGUCGUUACGGUCGUGUCGAAAGUGCUCGUAUCUUGUCAGACAAAGAAUGUGCCUUUGUCAACUUCGAAUCCGUCGAAUCCGCCUUGGCUGCUAAAGAGGAUUUGGUCAAUCGAUUAGGUUGUAUGGUAGCAGGCUCUGUCGUCAAAGUAGGGUUUGGUAAAGCAGACGUCAAUGUAGCGAUGGCCUUAACCAAUGAAGCUGGUCCCAACGCUCAGGGUCCCACCCGUGCUCUUUGGGUAGGCAAUAUCCCGGCCAACAUCAAUCCUUCCGUCCUCAGAUCGCUCUUUCAAUCCUUUGGCGUCAUUGAAUCCAUCCGUAUCUUGUCACAUAAGAAUUGCGGGUUUGUCAAUUUCGAAAGACAGGAAGAUGCCGUGCGUGCUCGUAAAUCAUUACAGAAUAAGGAAAUCUUGGGCUUGGGAUCAGGUACGGUACGUAUUGGCUUUGCAAAGGCACCUACCAAUAAUCCAGAUGAGGUGAUUCAAGAUGUGGUCAUUUCCGGAAAUACAAUCACCUCGUAUCCUACCCCCAAUACCAUCGCUGCCGCAGCGGCAGCAUCUCAUCAUGUCAGUACCAUGCAUACUCAGCCGGUUGUCGCAGAACAGGAAGAGACAACGCAAUGGGCUACAGUCAUCAUGAUGGCCAGUAUGAUGAUGAACGCCUCUCAACAAAAAGAUGGGUCUCCUGUACCUUCACCAUCAUCUUCUACCACUAGCUCAUCAACAAACCGUCGCUUAGCAACCGAACGUAAAUUAAUUAUGCAACAAUUAGGUUAUACUAGCAAAGAUGAAGUGGAGCGGAUUCCAAUCACCUAUUUCUCAACAAUUCCUCCUGUACCCGAAUUCGGCACGGAACGUAUGCUUGGACCAUUAAGAUUGCGUGAGAUUCGAAAAUUGCUGGAUAAUGGACAAGGUAUUCAUGAACAUAUUGCACAAGAAUGUAUGGAUGAGAUUGUUGAGCUUUGUAGUGAUUAUAUUGGCAAUACGGUUGUUCAAAAACUAUUUGAAUUUUGCUCUGAAGAAACGAAAUUAGUGAUGAUUGAAAAGAUUGCACCCUAUUUAGCGUCGAUUGGUAUUCAUAAGAAUGGUACAUGGGCUGCGCAAAAGAUGAUUGACACAGCCACGACGGAGGAUCAAAUUCGAUUGAUUUGCACAAACAUUGCACCUUACGUGCCCUUAUUAUUAUUAGACCAGUUUGGAAAUUACGUGGUCCAAUGUUGUCUUCGUAUGGGUCCCGUUCGAAACGGAUAUAUUUUUGAUGCCAUUGUUCAUAAAUGUUGGGAAAUCGGUCAAGGUCGGUUUGGUGCACGCGCUGUAAGAGCCAUUUUAGAGAAUCCAAUUGUCACCAAAGACCAACAGAUUUAUGUGGCUGCUGCCAUUAUGCAAAAUGCAUUACUGUUGACGACAAAUGCAAAUGGCUCCAUUUUGUUAAAUUGGCUACUUGAUACCUCUGGAUUAUUAGGCCACUUCCGGGCCUUGUGUAAUACGAACAAUUAAAAAAAAAAUUUAUAUAUUUCCCCCCCUUCUCCAUAUCUACACACACACACCUCAUCUAUUAGAUUGUACACAUUGAAAAAAAAAUAACUCCCCCCCUUCUAUAUAUUGUGCUUACCACCCACUCUCAAUUUGAAAAACAUCGUCACUCAAUCUUUUGACACUUGUAUAAACCUAAAAUCUCUCCCCCCCCCCACACACACCCAGCAAUUUUAAAAUAAAUGUUUCUUUAAAGAUUAAAGCCAGGUUUAAAUUUUC